Molecule: messenger RNA, 2220 nt
Organism: Megalobrama amblycephala (Wuchang bream)
Lineage: Eukaryota; Metazoa; Chordata; Actinopteri; Cypriniformes; Xenocyprididae
Exons: 7
Coding region: 1319-1966 (215 amino acids)
Source: RefSeq, a predicted model, not a curated record
AGGCAACAGUUUCCAGUCAGGAUGUUGGCACUGAAACGAUAGUAAUGUUGCCGGAUAUCCAGAUGUCUUCAACACCAGUACGUGGCUCAAUAUUCAGGCCAAGCAAGAGGCCUCGCCUGGAGUUAGAGGAGGAAGACGAAGAGGAACAAACAGAAUCUGAGAUACAUGUAGAGCCACAUGACUCAACAUUUCAUCCAGAGUCUGUCACUCAGGAAUCAGAAUUGUCGUAAGUUGUAAAUGGUAUUUGAUACAUUUUGACAGUAGUUAAUGAUGAAUUUUGUUUACUAAUAAUAAAAUUUGACAUGUAAUCAAUUUUCUUAUAAAUGACCCUUCUGUUGUUUUAGAAUAGAUCCUGUGUCCAGCUACAGUGACAAGAAGUACAUUGUUUUUGAAAGCUGCCUUAGAGAGAUUUUUGAGUCAUGUCCGGUUUGUAAGGCGAAAUGUGAUGUCCACCAAAGACAAAUCGGAACUUUUGUUACAUUCACCCAGCUUUGCGAUAAAUGUCAGCAUUACAGACGGUGGCAGAGUCAGCCCAUUGUAGGGAGUACCCCAUUGGGGAACCUGCAAUUGUGUGCUGCUACAUAUUUUCUGGGAGGGUCCUUUUCAAAACUACAAAAGGUAUUUCAUUAUUUAUUGUACUUGAUUUAAUACUACAUUUAGUGUUAUUAUUAUGUACAUUUUCUUAAUGUUUUUUUAUCAAUGUUAUUUUCAAAGAUUUUCAAGGCCAUGCAGCUCCAAACUGUGCAAUAUGGUACUUUCCGGAGACAUGCAAGAAAUUUCAUAGAGCCUACCAUCAUCCACAAGUGGAACAUAGAUCAGCAACAUGUUAUUCAGCAGCUGAAAGAGAGGGGAAAACUUGCAAUAGCAGGAGAUAUGCGUGCUGACUCACCAGGGCACUCUGCCAAAUUUGGAAGUUACACAUUGAUGCAUAUGGAAACCAACUCAAUUGUGGAUCUUCAACUAAUUCAGAGCAACGAGGUAGGUGGUAGUUACCACAUGGAAAAGGAGGGUUUAAAGCGAAGUCUGGAUAAGCUGGAAUCCUGUGGUUUGGUGGUUGACUACAUAGUCACUGAUCGCCAUCCACAGAUUCAAAAGUACCUGAGGGAACGCAACAUCACUCAGUACUAUGAUGUGUGGCACUUCGAGAAAGCUAUGUCAAAGAAACUUCUGAAGCUUUCACAAAGUAAAGACUGUGAGGUGCUGAAGAAAUGGUUGAAAAGCAUCAAAAAUCAUCUCUACUGGAGUGCAACUACCUCUGUUUCUGGACCGGAAAAGGUGGCAAAGUGGACAUCACUUCUUAAUCACAUGCAGAACACCCAUGUUCACGACAACCCCGUUUCCUAAAUGUGAACACCAAGACAAGACUUCAAGGGAUAACAAAAAAUGGUUUGAAAAAGGGUCAGUGUCAAUCCGCAAAGUGGAGAAAGUAACGUGCAACAAGAGAGUUCUCAAGGACUUUGAGAAACUCAGUCACCACUUUCAAACGUCGACACUGGAGGCAUUCCACAGCCUGGUUAUUCGUUUUGCACCCAAAAACGUAGUUUUCUUUUAUAUAGGAAUGUUGUGCAGGUUGUAUCUCGCAGCCAUGCACUACAAUGAGAAUGCCCAGCGUCCACAGACAACAACAAAACAAGGAGAGGCUGUUUUCAAAAUCGCUUUUCCGAAGUCAAAACAAGGGGAAUGCACAGCCAAGCCUGUGAAAACAGACCCAACAUUUAACUAUGUUGAUGACCUGAUGAGUCUUCUACUACACGAAGUCAUUGUGGACCCAACACCAUAUGUAGAAGAACUACAUCAGAUCACCAUUCCACCUCCCCUGUCAUCAGAGUUUGAAAAACCCUGCAAGGAAGAUGUCAUUGCCCGCCAUGUUUCUCGGUUUAGUCAAGGGGUGGCCGGAAUCCAACGUACUGUCCAGCUGGAUCAGGAAACUCCUGGCGUAUCCGGUGAACUACACAAGACGGGAUGACGACCCUCACAUGCCGUCCUAAGUAGCCCCAGCACCAGCUGACAAAACUGCGAUAUGCCACAUAACGGAAACGCCUAUGGCAUUGAACCAAAAAGACAAAGUAAACAAAUGGUUCAUUAACAUCAUGUGUACAUAUGUUUGUAAAAAAUACAUUUUUUUUAAACAUUUUAUUAUUUUUAUUAUUCUUAUAUAACUAAAGUUAUUAUACAUUGUUUAAUUUUAUUAUAUUUAAUAAAAACAUACUCUUCUUCAGU